AUGUUUCUCAAGGCUCUGUGUGUAUUAGCAGUGUACGCUGUGGUGGCAGCCUUCGCGCAUGAAGCCCACUCGUCACAAUUUCUUCAUAAACAUGAUCAUCACCACCAGAAAGUGGAGUUUAAAGACAAACAUGGACAUCAUCACUACGACUACUAUACGCCUCCUAAAUACGAAUUCGGGUACAAGGUAAAGGACCCUCACACCCACGACCACAAGUCCCAGCACGAGCACCGCCACCACGACAGUGUGAAGGGACACUACUCCCUGAAGGAACCUGACAAUCAUCAUGAGAGAGACGUUCACUACCAUGCUGACAAACAUUCCGGUUUACUCAACCACCCUUUGUAUUACGUACCUGCAAACACAUCGCAUCCAUACAUAAUGUUCUUCAAGGUACUACUUUUGGCUGUAGUAUGUGUGUUAGCUGUGGCAGCUGAACACGGCUACUCAUCACAGCAUGUCCACAAACACGAUGGACAUCACGAAACCGUAGAAGUCAAAGGGGAACAUGGACAUCAUCACUUCGACUAUUAUACUCAUCCUAAGUACGAGUUCGAGUAUGAAGUGAAGGACGGUCACACCGGGGAUCACAAGGAGCAGCACGAGCACCGCGAUGGUGACGUCGUCAAGGGCCACUACUCGCUGCACGAGCCCGAUGGUUCCAUCAGACACGUACACUACCACUCUGACAAGCAUUCCGGGUAA
This is a messenger RNA of Spodoptera exigua (beet armyworm), 705 nucleotides long. The record is from the annotation of a GenBank genome assembly. Lineage: Eukaryota; Metazoa; Arthropoda; Insecta; Lepidoptera; Noctuidae.